AUGAAGUUCGGCAGUAACCUCAACCAUCUAUCCAUUAGAGAGUGGAAAUGGUACAACCUAGAUUACAACGAUUUAAAAUAUAAGAUUCGAAUCUUAACUCAGGAGGACAACUACGAGAUUCUGGAAUUGUAUCAAGAUUUUGUUAAUAACUUUAAUCGAAUUAAUUUAUUUAUUGAAACCAAAAAUGAUGAGUUGAUACGAAAGGUUACAUUUUUUGAAGCAAACUUCAACCGGCUUUUAGAGGAGUCAAAUAUUAAUACUAUUGUCAAACAAAUCAAUUUUGACGAAAUCUUCUAUCAAACGAUUGAGAUAUCGGUUAUUUUGAAGAAGCUUUUGAAGUUUAUCACGAUACAGAAGAUAGCGUGCCGGAAGAUCUUCAAAAAGCUAGUGAAAUACUAUGCGAACAAAACGGAAGCAGGUCAAUUUGUAUCGAGCUUAAAGGACAAACUUAGCAGAAAUGAAAGAUCAUUUAUUAAUUUCAGCCUAGCUAAUUUGACAGGUAGAUUGACACUAUUAUUUAAUUCUAUCAAGGUGGAAAGGGGUAAUUUAUGCCAAUUCGUUAACGAAAAAUCACAUAUACCGAGAUGUAAGAGAACGCUGCUUAUAUCCCUUUUUCAUAAUACUGACGAUUUGGAAUUUGACUAUAACAUACUGCUAAAGAAGAAUUUUCUGAUGAGUUGCUUAAUUUCGGCUGAUGUAAAUAACUUAAACGAGUUAUUUUUGAACUUAAAUAUUUAUCUUGGGUUCAACAACUGUAAUGUUGACAAGGAGCUGACUCGGAUGUCCUACACAUAUUUAUUUAAUGAUAACAUGAAUGAUGAACCUUGCACUAUUAUUACUCAUGAAGACAAAAAAUAUUCUCUUAUUAUUGCAUGCGUCGGUGGAUUAAGAAAAUACUCGUAUUGCCGUAUCGAGACCGAUAUUGCUGAUUCUUUGCUUAAGUAUUUAAUUGAUCCAUCGAAGAACGAAGUCUUGGAUAAGUUGCCAACAUUAUAUGAUGAUAAUCUAACUAAGGCAACUAUAGAUCUGAUCCUUAACAACAAAUUGUCUCCUAAAUUCAGACUAAUUUGUAAUAGAUCAAGAUUUUCUUUACUGAAUGAAGCGGAUCUUCAUCAAGAGCCUGACACGUUUCACAAUCCUGAGGAUGACUACUUGAUUACAGUAGAUGAAGGUAUUCUUACGACAAGUGAUAUUAAUAUUGUUUCUAGCACUAGCUUCGACUUUGAUCGUACUCAUUUUGAAAGGUUCCCAAUCAACAAGUUGUCUAUCUACACGAAUGACUUGAAUUUGUCAAAUUUCGAAGAUAAUCUAACUUCAGAGAUAAACAACCAUAAGAUAAGCAAUAAGUUCCAAAUAUCGUACCUUAAAAAAUUACCAACGAGAAUACAAAAGUUGGUUCAAAUUCAUUCCCUAAAUUUGUUCAAAAAUUUGGACUUAUACCAAUACAUGUUGUCAUGCUACAUGAACGUAAUUCCAAAUGAUAAGUAUAUCGAUAAUCAUUAUUCAGUGUUGCUUAAUCUAGAUUUAUUCAAAUCUUUUGAGAAUAUUGAAAACUAUCGAAAUACUUUAGAUAUUGAAACAAAGCUCAUUAAUUCUAAGUCGGAUCAAAUCUUACGACACCAAUCAUCUUUGAAGUCUCUUCCUGAUUACUAUGCCAAGCAUACACAACCAUCAGAAAGGCCGUUGCUAUCCAAAUCCCACCAAAGGAAUAGUUUAUUAUCAAAUAACUCAUCCCAAACAGGGUUAUACACUCUUCAUAAUCUGUAUUCGCGUGAGAAUUUAAACAACUCUCUAACUUCCCAUACGUCCAUUCUAAAUAGUGAUCAUUCUGAUGAAUUUGAUGUGGAUAGUGAGUUAGAGUACUAUGACAAUAAUAACAUAGCGAGCAUGAAUUAUGAGUCGGGUGAUUCGGUUAUCAACAAAGUCAUUUUGACAAUAAUACAAUUAAAGAGAAAGGCUUAUGGUGUUUCGCGUGAUGUUGAGAGUUAUGGCAGCACAAACGAACGUUACAAUAAUUACAAAAAAGACCCUUCGAUUGUCAUUCGAUCCACGUUCAACGAGUAUCAGUAUCAGUUUGAACGUGACUUCGACAAGAUAUUAUCAUUUUUUUACUUCUCCCUUAUUUUUAUAUCCUUGUUUAUAUCAGGGGUUGAAAUAGGUAUUAUCUACAGCAUUCUCCUGAGCCAGCUGAACUUUGACAGGUUUCCAAUCGUUCAGAACAUAUGGCUCAUUCUUGUUAUAAUUAUUGGAUUAAUAGUGUCUUCCUUCUUAAGUUUAAUUAGCUUAUUGCUAAUCUUUAGGAGGUUCCAUUCUUGUCCCAAGUCACAUUAUCUAGUAAUUACUUUCGGGAGUUUUCUUAUUAUAACAUCAUUUUUUUGGUGUAUGUUUAUUCUAUUCUUUUAA
Messenger RNA from Debaryomyces hansenii CBS767, 2403 nucleotides. RefSeq lists its product as uncharacterized. Bases 1 to 2403 code for a protein of 800 amino acids. The transcript has a single exon. Lineage: Eukaryota; Fungi; Ascomycota; Pichiomycetes; Serinales; Debaryomycetaceae. The record is from RefSeq and is a predicted model, not a curated record.